GUAUUUUUUUGGUACCUUCGCCGCCGUAGAAUCUGUGCGGUGGUUGAAAUUGAAAAGUGGAAUUUUUAUACAUUUCCACCGGUAAAAAUUAAUUGUUAUACAGAAUCAAUGCACUUGGCUUGUUUAGAUACAAACAGGAAAAAAGUGCUUUGAUAUUAGAAUGCCCGCAUCUGAUUUAUUUCGAGACGGAAUGUCCGGAGAUUCUGAAAAACACAAGCAACAGCAACACCUUUCUUUAUUGAAAGAAGAAUAUGUGAAACUGCAAGCAUAUUGUAGUGAUUUGGAGAAAAAAUAUGCCACUUUAGCAGCAACAUAUGGUGAUUGUAACGAUAAAAGUUUUGUCUCUAGAUUGUUAAAAACAGUAACAACGCUCUACAACAAUAAACUUUACAGCGAUUUAAAUAUAGCAUUAGCUAAUGGCGAUGUUCCCGCCCAUAAAUUUGUUUUGUCAUCUCGUAGUGACAAUUGGGGUGUUCCAGAUUUAACCGAAGUCGUUGACCUAGAUUGGACUGUAUUGCCAUUAGAGGUCGGUAAAGCAUUGCUGAAAUGGAUUUAUACUGACCAAGUUGAUUUUUCCAAAGGUGAUAGUUUUACUUUGAGCUUAAUGAAAACAGCCGACACAUUUCUUUUAGACGAUCUCGUCAAUAAAUGCGAGAAAGCUCUUAUGGCUUCAGUGAAUGUCAAGAACUGUGUAAAGUUCUUUACGACAGCUGAUGAAAUCGGAGCUCAAACAUUAAAAGAACACUGUUCAAGUUUAAUAUCAGCUCAUUGGGAUGAUUUUACAAGUGAUGAUUUCGCACACAUGUCGGCUCAAUUUCUUUAUCACAUGUUUAAAAGUAAAACUAAAUAUCCAUUACAUUCCGCUGUCAGGUUACGGCGAGAAGAUGUGGUAUUCCUGUACGUAGUUGAACAUAGCUCCCAGCUCGGCAUAAAAAUUAAUGAGCUUGACAACAAGGGCGAUUCGGCGUUAGACUUGGCUCUGCGUGACCAUCAAACAAGCAUUGGGGAAAUGUUAUGUGAGAAUCAAGCCGAUUUGGAUUUGCGUGAUCGAAACGGUCAUACGUUACUACAUUUAGCUGUACAAAGAGGCGAUUCGUAUGCCGCAAACUUCUUGUUGAGUCAUGGCGCUUCUGUGAGCACUGUCACACCCGACCAAGGCAACACAGCCCUUCAUCUGAUUGCCAGUUCGUCAUCUCAUCCCGAUACCAGCGAAUCCACUGCUGCCAUGACCGCUGUGGCUGGAACGUUGCUCAAAUCUGGACUAGAUCCGAACUUGCCCAACAAUAAUGGAUUUACGGCUUUGCAUUUAGCCGUUUUAAUUCAAAAUGAUGACAUAUUUACACUGCUUUUGGAAUAUGCAGAGUCUGGCAAAAUCAAUCUUAACGUCCAAACGGUUGACGACCACACUCCUUUGUACUAUGCUCUAAUCAAUACGCUCAAACUGGAAGACGAAGAGAGUUUUGCAUCACGGUUAGUUGCGGCCGGAGCCAAUCCUAAUCCGAUUUAUAGGAAAACGUCAGAUUCCAUGUUGCAUAAAGUAGCUGACGAAGGUCUCGAAGAUGCAGCUCUUUUCAUUACAACCCGUUGUGAUAAUAUUAACUACACAAACAGAAAAGGAGAAAGCGCUUUACAUAUAGCGUGCAAAAGAGGACUGUCGCGUUUAGUACGACGUUUGCUAGAAUUUCACGCAAACCCGAAUUUGCAAACAUUACCUCCCGACAGUAUUAUAUUGAGCACUGACGAUGGCUUACAAAUAGCGUAUAGACUAACGCCAUUGCACACGGCUAUAAUUCACAAACAAGAAGGGGCCGUGAAUGCUAUUUUACAUCAUCAUAAUACGAUUUUAGCUGAACCAAAGGAUGAUUUUUCUUCUGUUAAUUUAAACCUACGAGAUUCGUUGGGAGAUACGCCUUUGUCAUUGGCAUUAAAAUCUGAUAUGCAACAUAUAGUUCCUGAUCUCAUUGCGGGUGGAGCUGAUAUCGAUAUGAGAAACGGAGAGGGCAUGACUCUCCUCCAUCAAGCGAUACUAAUUGGAGACGAAAAAACGGCUUUAUAUUUAGUUAAACAAGGAUCAAAUUUUGAUUCAAAAACUCAAGAUGAUCAAACACCGCUGGAACUUGCUGUAGCUGGCGGUCAGAAUAUUGUUGUUGAAGAGUUAUGUAAGCGAGGUGUUGACAUGACCACUCCUGCUUCUAACGGUGAUCCUAUUCUUUGGCUUGCUUUAACUGCCGAUCAAGAAGACAUUGCUUCCACCCUAGUCAAGUAUGGUGUUGAUACUGAUUCAUGGAGCGAAGGCCCAGAAGGAUGCUUACAGACUCUGCUGCAUCGUGCAAUUGAUGAAAAUUCAGAAAACGCUGCUCGUUUUCUUAUUCGCAGUGGCUGUGAUAUAAAUAGUCCUCGAAAACCUGGACCCGGCGGUCGAGGAGGUGAAGAAUCCAAAGACUUAUCUUCUCCUUUACAUUUAUGUUGUCACUGGGGACUUCAAACUGUUGUGCAAACACUAUUGGAACACGGAGCCAAUGUUAAUGCUUGGGAUGCUGAACAUAAAACACCUCUUCACGUCGCUAUUAAGAAUCAGCACAGUGGCAUCAUAACCUUGUUGCUUUGUCAUCCGUCAAUUGAUUUGACCAAGAGGGAUCGUACGGGCUUAACUCCUUUUGCGGCUGCGUUGACUUGUCGAAAUGACAAAGCCGCUCGUUCAAUACUAGAUAAAUUGCCGGCAGCUGCAGAACAAUUUGACAACAAAGGAUGCAACUUUUUACACAUGGCAAUCCAAAAGGGUGAUAUUGAAAGCGUGCUGUUUUUGCUCUCGGUAAACGUGGACGUUAAUUCCAGAGUCCAAAACGAAUUACAGACUACACCUCUACAUUUAGCGGCUGCGUCUGGUAAUGAAAUGUUGGUGCGCAGUAUCAUUUUGGCUGGAGCCAGGGUCAACGAUCAAGAUACAAUGAAGAGAACGGCAUUGCAUGUAGCCAGCGAAGCCGGCCACGCUUCUAUUAUUACCGCCUUAUUGACCAACAACGCUAAUUUUGAUGCGGUCGAUUGUGAAGGACAAAAUGCAUUACACAUUGCUUGUCGUGAAGGACAUUUGCAAGUCGUACAAGUACUGUUGGCUGAAUCUCAGAUAAACGCCGAAGCUAUGACCCUAAAGUGUCGCAAUCCUUUACACGAACUGGCCAAACACAGUAAAGAAAGUGCUGCCGCAAUAUGUGAGGUGUUUUUGGAAUACAUGCCCAAAUAUCCAUUAGAAGUUCAAGACAGUGAAGGAAAUACAGCACUUUUGUUGGCUUAUAUGAAAGGCAAUGGGAACUUGUGUCGAACAUUAGUGAAAGCUGGUGCUUGCGUGGGUGCAAUGAACAACGAUGGCAUUACCAUUUUCAACUGUCAAAUGGCCACUACACAGUUGCUGUCCAGAUUACUCGAUAGCCUGACCAAAGAACCGCCGUGGGUCGAAGGAUGUGAAGUGUGUCAAGAGUGUGGCAUGAAAUUUGGUUUUACCAUGCGUAAACACCAUUGCCGCCAUUGUGGUAGACUAUUGUGCAGUAAAUGCUCCAGCCAAGAAGUUCCUAUCAUAAAGUACGGCCUUGUUAAACCUGUCCGAGUGUGCGUAUCGUGCUUCCAAGUCUUGCAGGGAGUUUAAAAAAUAACCUGUGUAAUCCCUCAAAAUAUGUAUACUUAAAUAUCAAAAGGAGAAUGUAACCAAUCAGUUUGUUAUUAUUUAAUAUUAUUAUUGUAACCACUAUAUUAUAUUUGGUUUGAUACAAAGAAGUAAAACAAUAAGAAACAGAAUAUUUAUCUACAUGUUUCUAUUUGUCAAAUUCAUGUUAAAUUUAUUUAGAACUAUUCCAAUUUACUGAUAAUUUGUUUAUUAAUAUGUCAGUUUUAUAUUUUGUAUUUAUUUAUAUAUUUAACC
Adelges cooleyi (spruce gall adelgid) is the source of this 3913-nucleotide messenger RNA. Its product is annotated as rabankyrin-5. The record is from RefSeq and is a predicted model, not a curated record. The transcript is spliced from 22 exons. Gene Ontology annotation, molecular function: protein binding; metal ion binding. Lineage: Eukaryota; Metazoa; Arthropoda; Insecta; Hemiptera; Adelgidae. The coding region runs from base 161 to 3640 and encodes 1159 amino acids.